Molecule: messenger RNA, 2145 nt
Organism: Miscanthus lutarioriparius
Lineage: Eukaryota; Viridiplantae; Streptophyta; Magnoliopsida; Poales; Poaceae
Source: the annotation of a GenBank genome assembly
AUGGCGUUCGGCCACACGCGGCUCGAUGUCCGGCGUGCGCCGCAGUCCUCCUACUUCUCCUGCUCCACAACCACCGUCGCCGUAUUCGUCGCGCUCUGCCUGGUGUCUGUGUGGAUGGCAUCGUCCAUGCUCGUCACCCCUGCCGAGUUCUCUCCAUUUGAGCUCAAAGUCCGUCCAUUGCCGCCUCAUGACUCUCCUCCUGCCACCGGAACCUUAGGUCAGGGCGAUGGCAUCCGUGAAAUGGAACGGGAUGUGCUCGUUGAUCCAGUGCCGGCCAAGGAGACCAUCCGUGAUGAUCCACCACCUGUAACACAACAAUUGCCUCCUGUAACAGACAGCAUGGAUGGUGAAAAUCAGCAAGAGGAUGUCAAGGAGCAAGUUAGGAAGCCUGACCAACAGAGGGCCUCAGAGCAACCAGAGGUGUUCCUUGAUGGGAGUCAGGCGGAGCUUUUCAAUGAGACCACUACAGAGCGAGGACCAUGGCAAACGAAGGCUGCACAAUCUAACAAGGACACUAAGGAGCAAACCUUGAUGUCCAGUAGCCCAGUGAGCUUUAGUUGGGCGCUAUGCAAUGUCGACGCUGGAGCAGAUUAUAUUCCAUGCCUUGACAACAUAGAAGCUAUCAAGAAGCUCCGUUCCACCAAGCACUACGAACACCGAGAAAGGCAUUGCCCUGAGAAACCUCCUACCUGCCUUGUUCCUCUACCAGAGGGCUACAGGAAUCCAAUAAGGUGGCCUAAGAGCAGAGAUCAGAUAUGGUACAACAAUGUUCCUCAUACUAAGCUGGUUGAAUACAAGGGACACCAAAACUGGGUUAAGGUUUCUGGAGAGUAUCUCAUCUUCCCGGGAGGUGGGACUCAGUUUAAACAUGGUGCGUUGCACUACAUUGAUUUUAUUCAGAAGGCAAAGAAGGACGUAGCAUGGGGAAAACAAAGUCGUGUAGUUUUAGAUGUUGGCUGUGGAGUAGCUAGCUUUGGAGGAUAUCUAUUUGACAGAGAUGUGAUUACUAUGUCAUUUGCACCUAAAGAUGAGCAUGAAGCUCAGGUUCAAUUUGCUCUUGAAAGAGGAAUACCUGCUAUAUCAACUGUUAUGGGUACAAAAAGGCUCCCAUUUCCCAGUAGGGUCUUUGAUGUUGUUCAUUGUGCGCGAUGUAGGGUACCAUGGCAUAUUGAAGGCGGUAAACUCUUGCUUGAACUGGACAGACUGUUGCGUCCUGGUGGUUACUUUGUGUGGUCUGCUACACCCGUAUACCAGAAGCUGCCUGAAGAUGUUGAGAUAUGGCAAGCCAUGUCUGCUCUAACCAGUUCAAUGUGCUGGAAAAUGGUCAACAAAGUAAAGGAUAGGGUGAAUAGAGUGGGUAUAGCGAUUUACAGAAAGCCAACAGACAACAGCUGCUAUGAAGCAAGAUCUGAAACAAACCCUCCACUCUGUGGAGAGUAUGAUGAUCCUGAUGCAGCCUGGAACAUAUCAUUGGGGACUUGUAUGCAUAAGUUGCCUGUAGAUCCUACCAUUCGUGGUUCACAGUGGCCCGAGUUAUGGCCAUUGAGACUGGAGAAACCGCCUUAUUGGCUGAGAGGUUCUGAGGCUGGAGUAUAUGGGAAAGCUGCCCCAGAGGAUUUUCAAGCAGACUAUGAACACUGGAAGCGAGUCGUGAGCAAUUCAUACAUGAAUGGUUUGGGUAUUGAUUGGUCUUCUGUUAGAAAUGUUAUGGAUAUGAAAGCUGUAUAUGCAGGGUUCGCAGCAGCUUUGCGCGAUCUCAAGGUGUGGGUCAUGAAUGUGGUUCCAAUUGAUUCACCUGACACACUUCCAAUUAUAUAUGAACGUGGGCUGUUUGGACUGUACCAUGACUGGUGUGAGUCAUUUAGCACCUAUCCGAGAACUUACGAUCUUCUGCACGCCAACCAUCUGUUCUCCAAGGUUAAGAAGAGGUGUGAACUAUUACCUGUUAUCGUGGAAGUGGAUCGUGUGUUGAGGCCAGAAGGCCGGCUAAUUGUCAGAGACAACAUUGAAACAAUAAGUGAGGUGGAGAACAUUGUGAAAUCUCUCCACUGGGAGGUCCGCAUGUCUUACUCCCAGGAUAAAGAAGGCUUGCUGUUUGUGCAAAAGACGACAUGGCGACCAAAUGAAACUGAAGCUAAGCUAUGA